Messenger RNA from Letharia columbiana, 1782 nucleotides. RefSeq lists its product as uncharacterized. The transcript is spliced from 6 exons. The record is from RefSeq and is a predicted model, not a curated record. Gene Ontology annotation, cellular component: plasma membrane. The coding region runs from base 1 to 1782 and encodes 593 amino acids. Gene Ontology annotation, molecular function: solute:inorganic anion antiporter activity. Lineage: Eukaryota; Fungi; Ascomycota; Lecanoromycetes; Lecanorales; Parmeliaceae. Gene Ontology annotation, biological process: transmembrane transport; monoatomic anion transport; monoatomic ion homeostasis.
AUGGCCACUGAAACACCAGACCCCUACUCCUUCGACAACUCGAUUGGGUGGCGGCAAUAUCGAAUGCUGCGGCCAGGUUGGGGUAUGUAUCACGAUGUCAAGCGGCGGUUACCAUAUUACCGGAGUGAUAUCACCGACGCGAUGAACUAUAGGACCUUCGCUGGUACAGUUCGAAUAUAUUUUGUAAACAUUUUGCCAGCAUUAGCAUUCAUCCUAGACAUGAACCGUCGCACCGGCGGCUUCUACGGCGUUAAUGAAGCGCUCUUCUCCUCUGCAUUAGCAUGCAUCGUCUUCAGCACCAUAGGCGCUCAGCCCCUGACCAUCGUCGGCAUCACUGGAUUGAUAUCCUUAUUCAAUUAUACCAUCUUCGAUAUAAUAAAACGGUACGACGUGGCUUUGUACCCACAGUUCAUGACCUGGGUCGCCAUCUGGGCGGCAAUCUUCCAUUGGCUUUUUGCGAUCUGGAAUUUCUGCGAUUACAUGCGCUAUGUGACCGAUUUCUCAAGCCAGUCAUUCGGGGCGUAUGUUGGGAUUAUUUAUUGCAUCAAGGGCGUGGAACUACUCAUCGCCGAGUUCGAGAGUGAUGGCCCCACGGACGGCUUCAUGAGCGUAACCAUCGCAUUAAUGUUCUUCUUCACCGUCUACGCCCUUGAGAUGGUCGGCAACGGCACAUGGUUCCGGCCGUGGGUUCGUGGUUUUCUAGGGGACUACGCCUAUCCCAUCGCCACGAUUUUCUGGACAGGAUUCGCUCACUUUCCCGGUCAGCUGAGAGCCACCAACGUCAGCAAGUUGCCACAUACUCGAGCCUUCUAUCCGACCGUCGAUCGAGGCUGGCUUAUCGAUUUUUGGAACCUGGAGGUCAAGUGGAUCUUUGCUGCUCUACCAAUUGGAUUCCUGCUCAUGCUUCUUUUCUAUUACGAUCAUAACCAAAGUAGUGUCGCAGCGCAAGCGAAGCAAUUCCCACUCAGGAAACCAGGUGGCUUCCAUUGGGACUUCUUCCUACUCGGAUGUACAAGCUUCAUUGCUGGCAUAAUCGACAUUCCUUUACCAAACGGGCUUGUACCGCAGGCUCCCGUGCACACCGACUGCAUGACGAAUUACAAGAGCGUACUCAAAGUCAUCAAGACGGAAGACGGCGGGGAGAUCCACCAGCAAGAAAUCAUUGCCGAAAGCGUGGUCGAGCAGCGCGUGUCGCAUUUCCUCAUGGGUCUCGCCAUCAUUGGGACAAUGACAGGACCGAUCUUGAUCGUCUUAAAUCUGAUACCACGAGCACUCUUUGCUGGGGUUUUCUUCGUCGUUGGCUGGGGUGGCCUUGAAGGGAACGGUAUCAUGGCCAAAAUAAUCUACCUCAUCGGCGAGCCACGCUUCGUCCAGCCCGAUGAACCUCUGUUGCAGAUACCCAAGAAAAGGAUCCUAUUCUAUCUAUUCUGGCAAAUCUUCGGCAUCACGGCCACUGUAGGCGUCUCUCAGACUAUCGCAGGGAUAGGAUUCCCCGUCCUCAUCAUCGCCCUCAUCCCCCUCCGUUGGAAAAUCAUGCCCAAGAUGUUCACUGCCAAAGAGCUCCGCAUCAUGGACGCACCAACUGCCGACAACGAAGUAGUACUAGCCAGUAUGGGCGGGAAGCCGCAGAUGCCCACAGGCGAGGAGGACGAAGAUGCUGAGACGGAGAGUCCUGGAACGAAAAACAGCGCUGACGCCCAGGAAGAAAAGUGGUCGGCUGCGGAGAGGGGUGUCCCUCGCGAAGGUCUAAGAGAGCGUGGCGGAGGCUGGAGUGAGGCUUGA